AUGGUGAUUACAGCAAAUUUGGUCGAUAAGGAAGACUAUGUUGAUAAUAAAAGGGACGGCGAUCCUUGUAAACAGAAUGAAGAUGAUGUGGAAGCUAUUGCACGAACAGAUUCCAUGGUGGAUGGGUACACACCUCCAUCAACUCCUCCAACCGAUACGGCAGGAAAGAGGAAAAGUGAGAAUAAUGCUAAAGUAGAACAUGCCCUUCUAUGCAGUCUGGUAGAUUCCAAAUUUACGAAGGAAGAUGAAGACAUCGCUGCCUACUUCUUGCAUGUGGAUGAAAUUGUGAAUGCAAUCACAACAUUGGGAGAAGAAGCUGAAGACACACUCCUUGUUUGGAAAUUGCUAAGAACUUUGACAAUGAAAUUUGAUCCUAAGGUAUCAGCCAUAGAAGAAAUGAAGGAUUUGAAAACAUUGACAAAAGAUGAAUUGUUUGGAAUUCUCACAGCCUAUGAAAUGAGAACAGAAGACAAACCAUCUCAAAAGGAAGCAGCUUUCAAAAUAUCAAAGAAAGGCAAAAACAAAAACUGUGCACCAAAGGAUAGCUCAAGCAGUGAAUCAGAUGAGGCUAAAGCUUAUUUCAUGAGGAUAUUCAAAAAGGGCAAAGGCAAAUAUAAAGGCAAAUUUCCAUUUAAAUGUUUCAAUUGUGGUAAGGUAGGGCACUAUGCUUCAAAGUGUCCUCAAAAUGAAGGCGAUAGUAGUGAAGAGGAAAAGAAGAACUAUCCAAAGAAAAAAGGAAAGAAAUACUUCAAGAAGAACUACUCAAAACAUAAGAAAAGCUUCUACUCUAAACAAAGCUCUAGUUCAUCAGAAGAAAGCUCUGAAGAUAUGUCCAGCAGUGAUGGAGAAGAAAUUCUUUUCAUGGCAAUGAAAGUUGAGGAUGAUGAAGAUGAAAAAGAAGAAGAAAAAGAGGCUAUGGGUGAUGAAGAGGAUGUAGAUCUAGAAGAAGAGUUACUUUAUGCUUAUGAAAAAAAUGAAAAGCUAAAAGGAAGGAUUUCAAAAUAUAAGACAAAAUUACAGGAGUCAAGCAAACUUAUUGAAGACCUAAAAAUACAAUUAGAGGAAGCAAAUAAGAAUGAGGAAGAGAUAAAAGAUCAGCUUAAAAGUAAAGAGGAAGGAUGCAGUAAAUUAGAAUUAGAAAUCAUCUCCUUAAAACAAGACUUGGAGAAACUUCAGAAAUUUGAAGACAGUACCAAGAAAAUGGAGUAA
Messenger RNA from Cryptomeria japonica (Japanese cedar), 1209 nucleotides. RefSeq lists its product as uncharacterized. The coding region runs from base 1 to 1209 and encodes 402 amino acids. The transcript has 4 exons. Lineage: Eukaryota; Viridiplantae; Streptophyta; Pinopsida; Cupressales; Cupressaceae. Gene Ontology annotation, molecular function: nucleic acid binding; zinc ion binding. The record is from RefSeq and is a predicted model, not a curated record.